GUUCAGGUAAGGGUUGGCUACUCCUAUUAUGCUCUGUCCACCACUAGUAUCCAGUUGGUGGCAGGCUUGAGUCAUCGUUACCUCUAGGUCUAUUUUCAAUUACUUUUCUGUGUUUCAAUACAUGGAGUUUCUAAAUGUUUCAUUUCCUACGUAGCCUAACAUGUUGAACAGUAACGCAAAUUAUAUUGGAUCUUUAGUUGUACGAAUGCAUGUGUAAUGCCACUACGUCAACAAACAAACAACAAAUACACAAAUAUGCUACAUUACAUAAGUGCAACUAUGGUGACUACACAUUGAAUCAGUGUUAUGAUUCAUCCGGAUUUACACAUGGAGACAGGAUGUUUGUGGGUCUAACGAGAUGUUAUUAAAGUAAGGGGAAGGUGCGCUGACUGACUGGCUCAUACAACUCAGACUAGCCUAAAUAGGAAGUGUCCAUGUUCCUCUCCAACACACCCAUUCCAAAUGAUAGUUAGCCUUCUGUAAUUACGCAAGGCUAUAGCGUAACGUGUACAGCCUGACACCACAUGCUAGUUUCGUGAGUAGGCCUAAUACAGGCAGGAGAACAUUCAUGCGACUGAGACAUUUGACAAGGUAAAGCUGAAGCUUCAUUCUUGCCGUUUUAUUAAGUGGGGUUGUUUUGUGGACGUGGACUGGACUAGGUUGUUUCCUUACCUGUGUGAACUGGGCGGGUACCCGAGCGAACGGGACAACAGACCGCACCACACUCACAACAGAAGGAGGAAAAUAGAUUUCAGAGACGGAAUAUAUAUAUAUUUGAAAAAAAUACUUUGAUCAAGGAAGGGCCAUGGUAUCCACGGCAGAGUAUGGCAAAACGUCGUGGGAGCUGUCGGUCCAGGUAGACCAGAGAGAUGGAGACGAGGGCAUGAGGUUUAAACUCCGAGUCAAGGGAGACCUGCACAUUGGAGGACUCAUGCUCAAACUGGUGGAGAAGAUCAAGGCUCCUCAGGACUGGUCAGACCAUGCUCUGUGGUGGGACCAGAGGAGUUGUUGGCUGCUGAAGACCCACUGGACCCUGGACAAGUAUGGUGUCCAGGCGGACGCUGACCUGCGCUACACUCCCCAGCACAAACCCCUGUGCCUGCAGCUGCCCAACAUGAAAACGGUCAAACUCACUGUCAGCUACUCUGCCGUCGUCUUCAAGACCGUCGCUGAGAUCUGCAGAGCGCUCAACAUCAGGAGGCCAGAGGAGCUGUCCCUGCUGAAGCCUCCAGAUGACCCGUCCAAGAAGAAGAAGAAGAAAGACAAGAACCCAGCACUGGAUGACAUCUUAGAUAUGGACAGCAUCAGCGGAGGCUCUGGGGGAACAGGCAGUCCCCUGUACAGUAAGACUAUGGUGCCCACCUACGACCCAGAGAACGGGACUCCUGCCUCGGCCACCAGCCUGUGGUUUGGGGACAACCCACUGACCUCCAGCCAGCCCAACCUGCCCCCUGCGGAGCUGUCCAAGAUGUACCAGCAGCUGUCCAUGGUGGAUAAAGCCAUCAUCAACGCAGGGUGGCUGGACUCCUCCCGCUCCUUGAUGGAACAGGGCAUUGGAGAAGAUGACAGACUGCAGCUACGCUUCAAAUACCACUGCUUCUUCGACCUCAACCCAAAGUAUGAUGCUGUGAGGAUAACCCAGCUGUAUGAGCAGGCUCGCUGGUCCAUCCUACUGGAGGAGAUUGACUGCACUGAGGAGGAAAUGCUAAUGUUCGCCUCCUUACAGUAUCACAUAUGCAAGAUGACCAUGUCCACGGAACCUCUGGACUUCUCCAACGAACCAGAGAUGGAUGAAGUAGAGGCUGCCCUAUCCAACCUAGAGGUCACACUUGAGGGAGGAAAUACAGACAGAAUUCUGGAAGACAUCACAGACGUUCCAAAGCUGGCAGACUCCCUCAAGCUGUUCAGGCCUAAAAGACUGACGUUGCGUCCAUUUAAGGAGUACUGGUUCGUGUUUAAAGAUACCACCAUCUCCUACUACAAGAACAAAGAGACAGCCAGCGGAGAGCCGAUAGAACAGCUGCAUCUCCGAGGAUGUGAGGUGGUCCCUGACGUCAACGUGACGGACAAGAAGUUUGGCAUUAAACUGCUGCUCCCAGUGGCUGAUGGGAUGAACGAGGUCUACAUCCGCUGUGACAACGAGACACAGUAUUCCAAGUGGAAGGCAGCCUGUACCCUGGCCUCCAAGGGCAAGACCAUGGCUUACAGCUCCUACAGGUCGGAGGUGAAGAACAUCCAGUCUUUCCUGCAGAUGAAAAGUCUGGCGCCCCCUCCUGGUCAGGCUGCUCCAGACUUGGAUGCCAUGGAGAUGAACGCUGAGUGCUUUGUCUCCCCCAGAUACACCAAGAAGUACAAGACCAAACAGCUGACAGCGAGGAUCCUGGAGGCCCAUCAGAACAUCGCCAGGCUCUCCCUCAAUGAAGCUAAAAUGCGCUUUAUCCAGGCCUGGCAGUCCCUGCCUGAGUUUGGUAUCAAAUACUACAUUGUCAGGUUCCGAGGCAGUAAGAAGGAUGAGCUGAUGGGUAUCUCCUAUAACCGUCUGAUCCGUAUUGACAUGUCCACUGGCCUGCCCGUCACCACCUGGAGGUUCGCCAACAUGAGACAGUGGAAUGUCAACUGGGAGAUCAGACAGGUGGCCAUAGAGUUUGACCAGAAUGUGUCGAUAGCCUUCUCCUGUGUGAGUUGUGACUGCAAGGUGGUCCAUGAGUACAUAGGAGGAUACAUCUUCCUCUCAACACGCUCCAAAGACCAGAACGAGACACUGGACGAGGAACUAUUCCACAAACUUACUGGAGGGCAGGAAUGAACCUGGGACAUCAGCUUUCAUUUAGUGCCGUGGCGAUCAAACAUGAGGAUUUGUUCCAAGCUGAGACUAUCCAUGCAUUCCAAUGCAGUCAAUCAUUCAUGUACUGAAGGCCUGUAAAAAGCCAAUACAGAGUCGAGAAAGAAUUUAAAUGAAUUGCUGAUAUGGUUUUGUAGGCUACAUAAAUUAUAUUUUCAUAUUGUAAGUGCAGAGAAAAGUAGACGUCUUGGUCACAGUACACUACAUUUGAUUCUAAGACCAUCUCUACAAAAUGUGUGGACCAUCUCUACAAGGCUCAUUUGCCUGACGGUUAGGCCUGGCAAUUCAUUCGGCACAUGGGCUGUACAUCUUGUCACCUGUUUACCUUGGUGUAGCCCAGAAAAAAUCUCUGUGACAACCAGCAGACAGUGGUUGAAGAGGAGGAUUUAGGUAGUUUUACUGACACCACAUUUUUUAAGUCUUUGAUUUCAAUGUUGUAGGCUACUUUCACAAUCACACUAUUGGGCUGCUCAUUGCCCUAUUUUAUACAUAUUACUUUUAUACUGUUUUAUAAUGUAACAUUUGCAAUUGUAUUACAAGUCCAACAGAAUUUCAAAGAUAUUUCUGGUGGUGGGUUAUUAUCACGUUGAACGAGACAUUUGUUUACACUGGUAUUUCUCUUGACUGAACUGCAUUGAAAUAAACUUGAGAAACAUGUUCUGGUCAA
Molecule: messenger RNA, 3509 nt
Organism: Oncorhynchus kisutch (coho salmon)
Lineage: Eukaryota; Metazoa; Chordata; Actinopteri; Salmoniformes; Salmonidae
Gene: fermt1
Product: FERM domain containing kindlin 1
Exons: 15
Coding region: 806-2806 (666 amino acids)
Biological process (GO): cell-matrix adhesion; integrin-mediated signaling pathway
Cellular component (GO): focal adhesion
Molecular function (GO): integrin binding
Source: RefSeq, a predicted model, not a curated record